Messenger RNA from Gadus macrocephalus (Pacific cod), 3115 nucleotides. RefSeq names its product cyclic nucleotide-gated cation channel beta-3-like. The coding region runs from base 248 to 2686 and encodes 812 amino acids. Gene Ontology annotation, cellular component: photoreceptor outer segment; intracellular cyclic nucleotide activated cation channel complex; plasma membrane. The transcript is spliced from 18 exons. Lineage: Eukaryota; Metazoa; Chordata; Actinopteri; Gadiformes; Gadidae. The record is from RefSeq and is a predicted model, not a curated record. Gene Ontology annotation, molecular function: intracellularly cGMP-activated cation channel activity; protein-containing complex binding; intracellularly cAMP-activated cation channel activity. Gene Ontology annotation, biological process: monoatomic cation transmembrane transport.
CGGGGGUCAAAGAUAGCAUUAGAGCGUCUAAAAGCAGUGAAGCACUAAUUGCAUCAGCGACCCCUCGCUGUAAGACAGAGAGGGGCAGGGAGAGAAUGAGCAUAUGAAGGGGAUAAAGAUGUUAUGGAGUGGCCAGGGGGGGGGCUCAAGACGGGGGGGAGGGGUUGUUUUGUUGCUCGUGUUUUCUAGACGAUAGAGUCCUCUCUCGGUCGCUGCUGCGGAGCCCGUACAGCUUCGGUUCCCAGCCAUGUUCAGCAGGGUGAAGAACCUAUGGGCUGGACCGAAGCCACCAUCCCCCCCGAAGACCGCGGACACCCCUACUGCUGCCCGGGAGAAGAAGCCAGAGGAUAAGGAGAAUGAGGCUAAAAACGUGGGCACGUCUAAGGAGCCGGCUCCAGCCUCCAGCCCAGCCUCCCCACCAGCAUCAGCUCCACCUCCAGCCCCAACCCCUGCACCAGUCCAGGGUCCCGGCCCUACACCUGCACCAGCCCCAGCUCAAGCCCCUACACCUGCGCCAGCCCCAGCUCAAGGCCCUACACCUGCGCCAGCUCCAGCUCCAGCUCCAGCCCCAGCUCAAGCCCCUACACCUGCGCCAGCUCCAGCUCAAGGCCCUACACCUGCGCCAGCUCCAGCUCCAGCUCCAGCUCCAGCUCCAGCUCCAGCUCCAGGCGCUACACCUGCAGGCGAACCCGGAAAAGAAGGGCAAGAAAUGCCUCCUCCUGAGCCCCGACCCGUCGUAAUCAACCAGUACUCAGACGAGCAGCUCCUGGCCAUCGUCAAGAAGAUGAGGGAGAGAACGGAGCACUACAAGGAGAAGGUGUUGGACCAGUAUGCUUCCUCCCCCGAGAUCACUCCGCCUGUUACACCGUUGCUCGGCAAGGACCGCUACGCCCGAGUGAUGGAGGAGAGGACGAGGCAGGCGGAGGAGGACCGCGUCGUGCAGGAGGAGGCGGACAGGAAGAAGAGAGAGGAGCAGGAGCAGAAGAAGAAGGAGGCCGACCGGAAGAAGAAGGAGACGGAGGAGCAGAAGAAGGAGGAGAUGGCGGCGCUGGCGCUGGAGAAGCAGAAGGAGAGGAAGAAGCUGGCCGAGGUGGCGUUCGCCUCGGUGGACGCCGCGCUGAGGCCAGUGGAGGAGGCCAUGGACUCUGUGCUGGGACACACCAUCGACCCCUUCACAGACCGGGUGUACAUCGCGUGGCUCAGCCUGGUGACGCUGGCCUUCAACUACAACAUCUGGUUCACCACGGCCCGCCUCUGCUUCCCCUACCACACGGCCGAGGCCAUCCCCUACUGGUUCCUGCUGGACUCGCUGGCCGACCUGGUCUACCUGGUGGACUGCCUCAUCUUCCAGCCGCGCAAGCAGUUUGUCAAGGGCGGCGACGUCAUAAAAGACAGGCUGUUAACCAAGAAGAACUACAGAAACACUGAGCGUUUUAAGACUGACAUGAUGUGUCUCAUACCAUUUGAUCUGUUGUACAUGCAAUUUGGCUUCAAAUCCAUCUUCAGAGCAAAUCGCCUGCUAAAGGCAGACACGUUCUUUGAGUUCAGUGAUCGUUUGGAGAGCCUGAUGACCAAAGCCUACAUCUGGAGAGUUAUUCGGACGAUUGGCUACCUUCUCUUCAUGCUCCACAUCAACGCAUGCUUCUACUACGUGGCUUCAGAUUACCAGGGCAUCGGCCAGACCAAGUGGGUCUACUCUGGCAAGGGGAGCGCGUACCUGCGUUGUUACUACCACGCGGUCCGCAGUCUCAUCAACAUCGGGGGUCUUAGCGAGCCCCACACGGUCUUUGAGAUUACCUUUCAGAUGCUUAACUUUUUCAUCGGCGUCUUUGUAUUCUCCAGUCUGAUUGGCCAGGUAAAACAGCCAGAGCCGACCAAUAGGAAUACAAUGGAGAGAGAGGAGAACCCUCCCCUAAUGAGGGAUGUGAUAGGCGCUGCCACCACAGGACAGACCUACUUCCGGACCUCCAUGGACAACACCGUGUCCUACAUGGUGAACAACCACAUACCCGCUCUGGUGCAGAACCGCAUCCGUACCUGGUACACGUACACCUGGGACGCCCAGGGCAUGCUGGAUGAGUCCGAGCUGCUGGACAAAAUGCCCCUGGUAAUGAGAACUGCCAUCGCUGUGGACAUCAACUUGGCCACCUUCCAGAAGAUCGCUCUGUUUCAGGGCUGUGACCAGCAGAUGCUGUUAGACAUGUUGCUGAGGCUCAAGUCCAUCAUCUAUCUGCCGGGCGACUUCGUGGUGAAGAAGGGGGACAUCGGUAAAGAGAUGUACGUCAUCAAAAGCGGUGCGGUGCAGGUGGUGGGAGGACCGGACAACAGCAUAGUGUUUGUCACGCUGAAGGCCGGCUGUGUCUUCGGAGAAAUCAGUCUACUGCAGUCUUCCAAAGAUGGUGGCAACCGGAGAACGGCUAACGUGAAAGCUCACGGCUUCGCCAACCUCUUCGUCCUGGAGAAGAAGGAUCUGUUUGACAUCCUGGUGCACUACCCAGAGUCCCAGAAGGUGCUGGCCAGGAAGGGAAAGAAACUAAUGAAGGCCAAAGGUCCGGCGGCCAAGAUAGAAGAACAGAAGAAGACGGGUCUGGCACUCUUCGGACCCAAACCCCCCACUCCCAAACUCCUGCGCGCUUUCGGUGGGAACUUCAACAAGCUUCUAAAACUCAAGAACGCGGCUUCAUAACGUGGAAUCCGAGGCCAUAUGUUUUUUGUAAUUUCUUAUUCUUUGUUGCUUUAAUGGAGGUGAAUGUACAGUGUGUUUUGAACCUUCCUGUCAUGAGUUUGCGUAGAUGUCUCUUAGGCUGGGUAAUUUGGUUGGUGUGAGAUAUUUGAAAGAGAUUCUACAAAUGUAAAUAUAUUCACUCGCUUGUGGGGAUGAUAUUUUGUUGUUAUAUUAUUAUUAUGUUAUACUCAUUUUAAAUAUAAAGUUGUAUUCGUCCUUUUCGUUGCCAUCACUUUUUAUCAGUUUGCUAAUAAUACACAAUAAUACAGUGCCUAACAUAAGGAUGAUAUUUUAUAGCCAGGUUUCCAAAUGACAUGGCAAAACAUAACUAGAUUUGUGCUUUGCGUUGUCUGCAAUAACAUCUUUGUGAAUAAAUCUAUUAUCCUGCUA